Varanus komodoensis (Komodo dragon) is the source of this 978-nucleotide messenger RNA. Its product is annotated as olfactory receptor 14I1-like. The record is from RefSeq and is a predicted model, not a curated record. Bases 1 to 978 code for a protein of 325 amino acids. Lineage: Eukaryota; Metazoa; Chordata; Lepidosauria; Squamata; Varanidae. Gene Ontology annotation, molecular function: olfactory receptor activity; odorant binding; G protein-coupled receptor activity. The transcript has a single exon. Gene Ontology annotation, cellular component: membrane. Gene Ontology annotation, biological process: G protein-coupled receptor signaling pathway.
AUGAUUCUUCCUGUGGAGGAACGUCCAAUUAAUCAGUCUUCUUGGGCAGAGUUUCUUCUUAUGGAAUUUUCACACGCUCGUGAGCUGCAGAUGCUCCACUUCAUCAUGUUCCUGCUACUGUACCUGGCAGCUGUAACAGCGAACCUUCUCAUAAUCUCUGCAGUAGCUUUUGAUCACCACCUGCACACCCCCAUGUACUUCUUCCUGAUGAACUUGGCCAUACAGGAUGUUGGCCAACUUUCAGUCAUUAUGCCCAAAUCUAUGACCAAUUCUCUCUUAAACACCAGGCGUAUUUCCUAUUGGGGAUGUGUGGCUCAGGUCUUUCUAUUCCUCUUCUUUUUAGCAUCUGAUUUCUCUCUUCUCACAGUGAUGGCCUACGAUCGGUAUGUUGCCAUCUGCAAUCCAUUACAAUAUGGGAUGCUGAUGAAUAAGAAAGCUUGCAUUCAAAUGGUUACUAGUGUAUGGAGCAGCAGCUUUUUCUAUGGUAUGUUACAUGCUGGAGGCACCUUUGCACCCCCCUUUCGCUCCAACAUUGUCAAUCAAUUCUUCUGUGAGAUCCCACAGUUACUGAAGCUUGCCUGUUCUGACUUGUACCUGAUUGAAAUUUGUGUUGUUUUCUUAAGUGCUAUAGUUGGGUUAGGCUGCUUCAUUUUCAUUGUAGUGUCUUAUGUGCACAUCUUCACUGCAGUGCUGAGGAUCCCCUCUGUGCAGGGAAGGCAAAAAGCCUUUUCAACUUGCCUCCCCCAUCUCUUUGUUUUCUCCAUACUUGUAUUUACAGGAUGCUUUGCUUAUCUUGUGCCCACCUCCAAUUCUCCCUCUCCUAUGGAUCUGGCACUUACCAUGGGAUAUACCAUAGUCCCACCUUUGAUGAAUCCAGUAAUUUAUAGCAUGAGAAACAAGGAUAUACAACAUGCUGUGUCAAAACUGUUUGGGUUGAAGUACCUUUCUAGUUUAUCCCUUCCUAUUCUGCAAAGGUAA